GAUAUCUCUCUCCCCUCAGGCUUUCCGACCAGUCAAGCUCUUCCUCUACCGAAAAAAAAAAAAAAAAACCAGGAAAACAUCUCUUCCUUCUCCUUCUGCUUUCUCGAUCUGCAAGUCAAUCUCCCGAAUCUCUCUUGUUUUAGAUCCGAUCCGACCGUUGAUCUUUUUCCCCCUUGGGUUGAUCUGCUGUCUGCUUUCGUCCGCCAUCUGUCGGAGGGUGAGAUCGAUUUCAAGGUUUUUAGUUCUCUUCUGUCCAUUGGGGUCUGAUCGGAGAUGAUCGGUAUUUAUUUUAGAAGACAAGACCUGUUUUCGAUUUGAGCUCUGAUCCAAAGUGUUUUUAGGGUGUGAGCAUAAUCCGGAAUAGGUUAAAGGGUUUUUAGACCAAGUUGGGGUCCCUUGAAGACAACGGAAUAUGUGCGUGUUCUCUUGCCGACGGACGGAGGGUUUGUUACCGGUUCAAUCAAGCGCCUUCCUCAUCGUCGGUCUUUUUGAAUCUGGCUGAUGAGGAGUGUUCAAUUGAGCACGGAAGGCACUGGGAACAAAGGGUCGUCGGAGCUGAACUUCCACCCCUCGCGAGAUGGGCACAAGGAAGUUAGGAACGGUGUCGUGGGAGAGGGUCACGGCUUCUCAGAAGAAGAUGAGUCGAGGGUUAACGGGGUGGCCGAAGACGUGAAAAAUAACCGCGGAGUGAUUGUGCGGGUCAUCCAGGCUGAUCUGCAGCAGCAGCAUCCACAGCAGCAGCAGCCUCUGGGACCCAUAGUUCGAUGGGAGAGGUUUCUUCCCCUCCGGUCGCUCAAGGUUUUGCUAGUGGAGAAUGAUGAUUCGACUCGACAAGUGGUCAGCGCCCUGCUUCGUAACUGCAGUUAUGAAGUUACUACAGCGGCAAAUGGUCUCCAAGCCUGGAAAAUCUUAGGAGAUCUAACCAAUCAUAUUGACCUUAUCUUGACUGAGGUAGUCAUGCCUUGUUUAUCUGGUAUCGGUCUUCUAAGCAAGAUUAUGAGCCACAAAACUUGCAAGAAUAUCCCUGUGAUUAUGAUGUCAUCUCAUGACUCUAUGGGUAUAGUCUUUAAAUGUUUGUCAAAGGGUGCAGUUGACUUUUUGGUGAAGCCUAUUCGAAAGAAUGAGCUUAAAAACCUUUGGCAACAUGUUUGGAGGAGAUGCCACAGUGUGAGUUGGUCUAGUGGUAGUGGCAGUGAAAGUGGCAUUCAAACACAAAAGUCUGCAAAGUCAAAGAGUGAUGACGAAUCUGACAACAAUACUGGCAGCAAUGAUGAAGAUGACAAUGCAAGCAUUGGUUUGAAUGUCAGGGAUGGAAGUGAUAAUGGAAGUGGCACUCAGAGUUCCUGGACAAAGCGGGCGAUAGAAGUUGACAGCCCCCAACCAAUGUCACCUUGGGAUCAGUUAGCUGAACCCCAUGAUAGUACCUGUGCCCAGGUUAUCCAUCCAAAGCCUGAAACAUUCUGCAACGAAUGGGUGCCAAUGACUGCAAUUAGGAACUGCCAAGAAUCAAAGGAACAACUACUUGGUAUUCACAAAACUGACAAUGUUGAAAUGGGCAAAGACUUGGAAAUUGGAGUACCUAGAAAUCCAGAUUUGGAGCUUGAAUCUUAUCCAAAAGAAAAGGUCUCAACCAAGAUUUCAGGCGGAAAGGAUAAAUUGCCCCAACAAGACCCCAAGAAAGACAUGCAAUCAAAUGACAAUCUGCUGGAGCUCAACAGCAACAGCCCAUCGAGCAAACUCAGGGUCCAAGCCGCCGAUCUGAUUGGUGCAAGCAAUCAGAUCUCAGAAAAUAGAGUUGCUGAGGCUCCAAACUACCUCUCCAAGACCUCGGAAAUCAAAGAUAAAGCAACUUCUUAUCCUCAAUUACCAUCCCUUGAGCUGAGCUUAAAGCGGCUGAGAUCAGUUGGAGAUGACAGAAUUGCCACUCAAGAAGACCGGAAUGUUUUGAGACGUUCAGAUCUGUCAGCCUUUUCAAGGUAUACUACUGCAAAUGCUUCUAGUCAGGCUACUGGAUGUGGGGGAAGCUCUUCUCUUCCACUUGAUAAUAGCUCAGAUGUGGUGAAGAUAGAAUCCGUAUACAAUUUACAAUCUAAUCCAAAUGUUGCUCUUAACCAGAGCUCCAAUGGCAGUAGCAACAACAAUGACAUGGGCUCCACAACUAAAAAUGCCUUCACCAAGCCAGCAGCUCUAAAGGAUAAGUCAAUAUCCGUGCCAACAGCUAAGAGUGUGCAGCCAUCCUCUGCCUUCCAGCCUGUGCAGCAGUGCCACAGUUAUCCACCUCAGAAAGUCAUGCCAGAGAAGGUUGAUGUUGUGGCUGCUGCUGCAGUAGGACAGCCGACAGGGGCUCAACGUCAGGUCCAGGUCCAACACCACCAUCACCAUUACCACCACCAUCACCACCAUGUUCAUAGCAUGCAACAGCAGCCAUCGGCAGACCCUGAUGACUUGUCCCUGAAGAACAUGGCAGCGGCUGCCCCACAAUGUGGGUCAUCAAAUGUGUUUGGUGAACCCAUGGAAGGUAAUGCUGGAAAUUAUAGCCUUAAUGGCAGUGUCUCAGGCAGUAAUCAUGGGAGCAAUCAUGGGAGCAAUGGGCAAAAUGGAAGCAGCACCGCUGUGAAUGCUGGAGGGUUAAACAUAGAGAGUGAUAAUGGGGUGGUUGGUAAAAGCGUAGCUGCUGGUGUAAGUGGGAGUGGGAGUGGUGUGGAUCAAAACCGGUUUGCACAAAGAGAGGCUGCCCUAACCAAAUUCCGGCAGAAGAGAAAGGAAAGAUGUUUCGAAAAGAAGGUGCGUUACCAAAGCAGGAAGAGACUGGCGGAGCAGCGGCCGCGCGUGCGUGGGCAGUUCGUGCGACAGAUUGUUUAUGAGCACACGAGCCGGGAAGUUGAUAGCUAACCUUCGUUCAUGUUGCCAUGUGUUUUAUGUACAUGAGGUUAGCAGUAGGAUUUAGAUUCCAUGGUUAGGAGGCAGUUGUUGGGUAGAUAAAAUAGAAAACAGGGAGAAUCCUUAUUGGAAGGACCCAGAAAAGGACUCUUUGAGUGUGUUCUAGUAGGAACUUAGUGACUACUAUAGGGAAGGGUAUCACCCUUUAAAAGGGUAGCCUUCCUCUGCCUCAAAUAAAGUUGUAGUUGUUGCUGGUGUGGUAGUGGUUGUUGUUGUGUAAAUCUGUUCUUACAAAUGGUGUGAUUGUUUGGAACUAGCAAGGGAGCUAAACCAUCAAUGGAGAAAGCUUCUUGUUGGUUUGCA
Magnolia sinica is the source of this 3243-nucleotide messenger RNA. RefSeq names its product two-component response regulator-like PRR37. The transcript is spliced from 9 exons. The record is from RefSeq and is a predicted model, not a curated record. Gene Ontology annotation, biological process: phosphorelay signal transduction system; cytokinin-activated signaling pathway. Gene Ontology annotation, molecular function: protein binding. Lineage: Eukaryota; Viridiplantae; Streptophyta; Magnoliopsida; Magnoliales; Magnoliaceae. Bases 502 to 2892 code for a protein of 796 amino acids.